Molecule: messenger RNA, 486 nt
Organism: Mycena indigotica
Lineage: Eukaryota; Fungi; Basidiomycota; Agaricomycetes; Agaricales; Mycenaceae
Exons: 1
Coding region: 1-486 (161 amino acids)
Source: RefSeq, a predicted model, not a curated record
AUGUUGCCAACCACAGGUGUCAUCACUUCCGCCGAAACCACUGCCAUCCGCUGCAUCCUCCCGAUAGUUGACAACCAAGAGUAUGUGGAGUCCAUUGUGGACCCCGGCUCGCAAAUCUGUGCGAUGUCGGAAGCUCUCUGCCACCGCCUCGCUCUCCAAUACGACCCCACCAUCGUGCUGCAGAUGCAGUCCGCCAACGGCGCGGUUACCCCAUCGCUUGGCGUCACUCGCAACGUCGCGUUUACGUUGCGCGACAUCGUGCUCUACCUCCAAGUCCAUAUAGUUCGCAAUCCCGCCUACGACGUCCUGCUCGGGCGUCCUUUUGAUGUUCUCACGCAGUCUGUGGUCCACAACUACAGCAACAAUGACCAGACGAUUACGAUCCGCGACCCCAACACUGGCCGAACCGCAACUGUCCCGACCAUCCCGCGUGGCUCGACAAAGGAGGGUUUUCUCAAGCUCAAGUCUUCACGUAUGAAGCACUGA